This is a messenger RNA of Diachasma alloeum, 1022 nucleotides long. It is a transcript of the gene Obp4, whose product is annotated as general odorant-binding protein 56d. NCBI's taxonomy places the organism in Eukaryota, Metazoa, Arthropoda, Insecta, Hymenoptera, Braconidae. The transcript has 5 exons. Bases 49 to 447 code for a protein of 132 amino acids. The record is from RefSeq and is a predicted model, not a curated record. Gene Ontology annotation, biological process: sensory perception of smell. Gene Ontology annotation, molecular function: odorant binding.
CGCAACUUGCUCUAUUCGUUGGAGGCUAUAACAAUCCAAAAAGUCACCAUGAAAUUUCUCGUGGUUUUAUUCUUCGUCUGUCUCGUUGGUGCUCUGGCCCAAGAGUUGAAUGAAGCCCAAAGGCAAAGACUUAGGGAGCAUAGAGAUGCCUGUAUAAGAGAGACAGGUGCUGACAGAGCUGAGGUUGAUAGAGCCCAUAGGGGUGAUUGGGCUGACAACCCAACAAUCCGUUGCUUCGCCCUAUGUAUGAUGAAGAGAUUGGGCCUGAUGAGUGAUGAUGGUAAACUGAAUGAGACUGCAGCCCGUCAGAGAUUGGCCUUGGUAUUGAGGCGCGAGAGGGUAGAAGAAGUCAUGAGGAAGUGCAAGGAUCUGAAGGGUCCCACUCCUUGCGAUACUGGAUACCUGAUUCUGAAAUGCUACACUGAUAACAGAGCAAACAUGGUUUAAGAUUCAUCCUAAAUUCCUACUGUAUGAAUAACUAGGGCUUUAUCGAACUUUUUCAAGUAUACAUGGAUUCAUUUGUCAAUAAAUUAUCUGGAUAUCAGCGACAGUAGUGGCCAUGCGCGUAGCGUGUGGCUCCGGCGGCCGUCCAAGCUAAGCAGCGGUUAGUCUGCUUAGUACUUGGGUAGGUGUCGGCUUAGCCCUACCUCCCUGGGUGGAGCUGCUGGUGUUGAUCAUGAAUGUAGAGACCUACUGUACCUAUCUAGUCAGUAUGAGAGGCAGACACAAUAGGACUCUGCAAUAUCGGACGGCUGUACGACUGAGGUCUUCCAUGGUUUCCCUGUCAGUCCUAGCCCGAAUGGGGUGCAGCCAUGUAAAGAGUAAGACGGCCCAUGGUAACGCAGAUAAGAAUUGGGAAAAUGAGAAGAGAGGAGUAGGAGAGACAGAUCAAGGUUGACGAAGUAAAGCGCCUAUAAAAACGUAACGGUAGUAGGAAUGAAAUAUGGAUAAGAAAUGUCCGGAUAUCUCUCAGUAAUUUGGUGAAUCCUUUAUUGUAUCCUUCAAUUUAUCGAAAUAUAACA